AUGCAGAAGCCCAGCGGCCUGAAGCCCCCCGGCCGCGGGGGGAAGCACUCAAGCCCCAUGGGUCGGACGUCCACAGGGUCAACCUCGGCCUCCACCACCGUGGCGGCCACUGGCUCUAAGGAAGGCUCUCCCCUGCACAAGCAGGCUUCGGGCCCUCCGGCCGCGGCCCCUGCCGCCCCCGAGAAGCCCGGCGCCAAAGCUGCCGAGGUGGGCGACGAGUUCGCUGGGGACUUCGUGGUGGGCGAGCGCGUGUGGGUGAACGGCGUGAAGCCGGGCGUGGUGCAGUACCUGGGGGAGACGCAGUUCGCGCCCGGCCAAUGGGCGGGCGUGGUGCUGGACGAGCCGGUGGGCAAGAACGACGGUGCGGUGGGCGGCGUGCGCUACUUCGAGUGCCCGGCCCUGCAGGGCAUCUUCACGCGGCCCUCCAAGCUCACGCGGCAGCCCGCGGCCGAGGGCUCGGGCAGCGACGCCCACUCGGUCGAGUCGCUGACCGCCCAGAACCUGUCGCUACACUCGGGCACUGCCACGCCGCCGCUCACCAGCCGCGUCAUCCCCCUGCGGGAGAGCGUCCUCAACAGCUCGGUCAAGACCGGCAACGAGUCGGGCUCCAACCUCUCGGACAGCGGCUCCGUGAAGCGCGGUGACAAGGACCUGCGCCUGGGAGACCGUGUGCUGGUUGGCGGGACGAAGACUGGCGUGGUGCGGUAUGUGGGGGAGACGGACUUUGCCAAGGGCGAGUGGUGUGGCGUGGAACUGGACGAGCCGCUUGGAAAGAACGAUGGGGCAGUGGCGGGCACCAGGUACUUCCAGUGCCCACCCAAGUUUGGUCUCUUCGCGCCCAUCCACAAGGUGAUCCGUAUCGGCUUCCCGUCCACCAGCCCGGCCAAGGCCAAGAAGACCAAGCGCAUGGCCAUGGGUGUGUCGGCGCUGACCCACAGUCCCAGCAGCUCCUCCAUCAGCUCUGUCAGCUCUGUGGCCUCUUCCGUGGGUGGCCGGCCCAGCCGCAGUGGCCUGCUCACCGAGACCUCCUCGCGCUACGCCCGCAAGAUCUCGGGCACCACGGCCUUGCAGGAGGCGCUGAAGGAGAAGCAGCAGCACAUAGAACAGCUGCUGGCUGAACGGGACCUGGAGCGGGCCGAGGUGGCCAAGGCCACGAGCCACAUCUGCGAGGUGGAGAAGGAGAUCGCCCUGCUCAAGGCACAGCACGAGCAGUAUGUUGCAGAGGCAGAAGAAAAGCUGCAGCGGGCCCGGCUCCUGGUGGAGAGCGUGCGGAAAGAGAAGGUGGACCUGUCCAACCAGCUGGAGGAGGAGAGGAGGAAGGUGGAGGACCUGCAGUUCCGAGUGGAAGAGGAGUCCAUCACCAAGGGCGACCUGGAGACCCAGACGCAGCUGGAGCACGCGCGCAUCGGGGAGCUGGAGCAAAACCUGCUACUGGAGAAGGCGCAGGCCGAGCGGCUGCUCCGAGAACUAGCCGACAACCGGCUGACCACGGUGGCCGAGAAGUCGCGGGUGCUGCAGCUGGAGGAGGAGCUGAGCCUGCGUCGCGAGGAGAUCGAGGAGCUGCAGCAGUGCCUGCUCCACUCCGGCCCGCCGCCCGCCGACCACCCCGAGGCCGCCGAGACCCUGCGGCUGCGGGAGCGGCUGCUGUCGGCCAGCAAGGAGCGCCAGCGGGAGAGCGGCCUGCUGCGGGACAAGUACGAGAAGGCACUGAGGGCCUACCAGGCGGAGGUGGACAAGCUGCGGGCGGCCAACGAGAAGUACGCGCAGGAGGUGGUGGACCUGAAGGCCAAGGUCCAACAGGCCACCAGCGAGAACAUGGGCCUCAUGGACAACUGGAAGUCCAAGCUGGACUCGCUGGCCUCGGACCACCAGAAGUCCCUGGAGGAUCUCAAGGCCACCCUGAACUCGGGCCCCGGCGCCCAGCAGAAGGAGAUCGGGGAGCUGAAGGCUGUGAUGGAGGGCAUCAAGAUGGAGCACCAGCUGGAGCUGGGCAACCUGAGGGCCAAGCACGACAUCGAGACGGCCGUGCACGUGAAGGAGAAGGAGGGCCUGCGGCAGAAGCUGCAGGAGGCCCAGGAGGAGCUGGCCGCCCUGCAGCAGCACUGGCGUGCCCAGCUGGAGGUGCAGGCCGGCCAGCACCGGCUGGAGCUGCAGGAGGCCCAGGACCAGUGCCGCGACGCUGAGCUGCGCGUGCGCGAGCUGGAGAAGCUGGACGUGGAGUACCAGGGCCAGGCGCAGGCCAUCGAGUUCCUCAAGGAGCAGAUCUCCCUGGCCGAGAAGAAGAUGCUGGACUAUGAGCUGCUGCAGCGCUCCGAGGCCCAGAGCAAGCAGGAGGCCGAGAGGCUGCGGGAGAAGCUUCUGGUCACCGAAAACAGACUCCAGGCCGUAGAGUCCCUGUGUUCGGCCCAGCACACCCACAUGAUUGAAUCCAACGACAUUUCAGGGGAGAAGAUCAGGAUGAAGGAGACUGUGGAGGGCCUGCAGGACAAGCUGAACAAGAGGGACAAAGAGGUGACAGCCUUAACAUCUCAGACCGAGAUGCUCAGGGCCCAAGUAAGUGCACUGGAGGGCAAAUGCAGGUCAGGGGAGAAGAAGGUGGACACCCUCCAGAAAGAGAAGCGGCGCUUGGAGUUGGAGCUGGAGGCCGUGUCCCGGAAGACCCAUGAUGCCUCGGGCCAGCUGGUCCUCAUCAGCCAGGAGCUGCUCCGGAAGGAGCGGAGUCUGAAUGAACUGCGGGUAUUGCUGCUGGAGGCCAAUCGCCAUUCCCCGGGGCCUGAGAGGGACCUGAGCCGUGAGGUCCACAAGGCUGAGUGGCGGAUCAAGGAGCAGAAACUCAAGGAUGACAUCCGGGGCCUGCGGGAAAAGCUGACCGGGCUGGACAAAGAGAAGUCCCUGUCGGAUCAGAGGCGCUACUCCCUCAUCGACCCGUCCUCAUCCUCGGCACCGGAGCUCCUGCGGCUGCAGCACCAGCUGAUAAGCACGGAGGAUGCGCUGCGGGACGCGCUGGACCAGGCUCAGCAGGUGGAAAGGCUCGUGGAGGCCAUGAGGAGCUGCCCCGAUAAGUCCCAGGCCAUCGGCAAUUCCGGUUCUGCAAACGGCGUCCACCAGCAAGACAAGGCCCACAAACAAGAGGACAAGCACUGA
Rangifer tarandus platyrhynchus (Svalbard reindeer) is the source of this 3144-nucleotide messenger RNA. The record is from the annotation of a GenBank genome assembly. Lineage: Eukaryota; Metazoa; Chordata; Mammalia; Artiodactyla; Cervidae.